CGUGGUGUUCCCGGCGCUUCUCGUUGCCAGGCUCGGGAGGCCCAUUCGGCUGGCUACGGGGUAAGAUGGCGGAGGGGGUGCUGAGCCCCGGGGUGAACCUGGAGGCCUUCUCCCAGGCCAUCGCCGCUAUCCAGGCGCUGCGCUCCAGCGUCACCCGGGUGUUUGACUGCCUGAAGGACGGGAUGCGGAACAAGGAGACGCUGGAGGGCCGCGAGAAGAGCUUCGUCUCCUGCUUCCAGGAGAGCCUGCACUCGGUCAGCCGGGACUUGAGUGAACUGGAACGUCUGAGCAAUCUAGUAGGCAAACCAUCUGAGAACCAUCCUCUCCAUAAUAGUGGAUUGUUGAGCCUAGAUCCUGUACAGGACAAAACUCCUCUCUACAGUCAACUACUUCAGGCCUAUAAAUGGUCAAACAAGUUGCAGUACCAUGCAGGGCUAGCGUCUGGCCUUUUGAAUCAACAGUCUUUGAAACGUUCUGCCAACCAGAUGGGAGUAUCUGCAAAACGGAGACCAAAAGCCCAACCUACAACUCUUGUUUUACCACCUCAGUAUGUUGAUGAUGUGAUCAGCCGCAUUGAUAGGAUGUUCCCUGAAAUGUCUAUCCAUUUAUCCAGGCCAAAUGGAACCUCUGCAAUGCUUCUGGUUACCUUAGGAAAAGUGCUAAAAGUGAUAGUGGUGAUGCGAAGUCUCUUCAUUGACCGGACAAUCGUAAAAGGAUAUAAUGAGGAUGUCCACACUGAAGAUGGCAAGGUUGACAUAUGGUCCAAAUCCAACUAUCAGGUUUUUCAGAAGGUGACAGAUCAUGCAACCACUGCUUUAUUGCAUUACCAGCUGCCCCAGAUGCCAGAUGUGGUGGUCAGAUCCUUCAUGACCUGGUUAAGAAGUUACAUAAAGCUGUUCCAGGCUCCAUGCCAGCGCUGUGGAAAGUUUUUGCAGGAUGGCCUUCCACCCACGUGGAGAGAUUUCCGAACACUUGAGGCUUUUCAUGACACUUGCAGGCAGUAGUAACACAACCCAGUCACUGGUCUUGGAAGAAGGAAAGUGAAUGGGACUUACGGACAGAACAGGCCUUCAGAUGAGCUCUGAAGAAUGCUGAUGAUUCAUUAGUUGAUUCCCUUUCUGGACAUUAAUAUACACAUUUCCUCCUUUAUUGAAGUUUUCUUACUGAGUAGUAAAGCAGCACUAUGCAUUUGGCCAUUAAAAAAGAAGUCUCUGUCCAAGAUACUAAUGAGGCUUUUAUUUAUUUUAUUUUUACUUCAAUUAAUGCACAGGGGAAAAGGUGGGGAAAAGCUACUAUUUUAGGCAGAUUGUACGUGGUCAUACUGGAGUAUUUGUGCUGAAGUCAUUCUCUGGGAUCUGUCAGUUGUAGUCAUUGUCAUGAAUAACUGAAAUUUUAAUGAGAAUAUUCAUGUACAAUGUACAUUUUGCUACAAAAUUUACAAUGGAGGAGAGCUUAUUUUUGUGAACUAUAAAUAACUUUGUAUUCAAAGAGUAUGUGUCAUUUACUUUGUUACCCUGUAACAUACUUUAGGUUCAUUUUGUGUGUGUUUCACAGAUUUUGACUUUUUAAAAAAACUGGAAUAAUUUUAAAAAAAAAAUGCUAUUGGAAUUUUUUUUUUUUUUUUUUGCAAGGAUGGUUUUCUGUGCUGCUCUUAUUCUGGAAGAGAGCAGCGUGUUGAUAAACAUGAAAUUUCAAAGGCAUGUGACAGCUUGGAAGAUGAAUUGUACUUUUUGAGAGAGGGAACAGAUGUUUCCCUUUACUAAAAUUGUAAUGAAAAAUGUUAGCAAAAUCUGUGUGUAUUGAGCAGUUAUAAAGUAUGCGGUGAGCAGUCACUGUGUGUCUAAUUCGUUUGCCCUGUUGUAGUAUUGAAAGUUGUAAAAUAAAUUUAGUCCUUAAGCACA
Molecule: messenger RNA, 1901 nt
Organism: Caretta caretta (loggerhead turtle)
Lineage: Eukaryota; Metazoa; Chordata; Testudines; Cheloniidae
Gene: MED27
Product: mediator complex subunit 27
Biological process (GO): regulation of transcription by RNA polymerase II
Cellular component (GO): mediator complex
Molecular function (GO): transcription coactivator activity
Source: RefSeq, a predicted model, not a curated record